AUGUUUAUAGCGAAAGCCUGUAGUUCUUUAUACACACUGCCAGUUGCACGCAGGCUCCGUUUUCAUACCCCCUAUGACAUGAGGAUGGGCCCAAGAAGCAUCGAAGAGCUUCUGUAUCAGAAACUUAUGCAAAGUGCUGGCUUCCACAGAUUUGUUCGGCGCGUUUACCUCAAGGUUAACGGAUUAGAAGAACCACUAAGCCACAGCAAAAUUGCAUACACCGCAGAGUCCGUAUUCAAACCAAAGCCCCAUCACAAAUUCAAGGCAUUUCGAGUUUUGUUCUGGGAUGAGAUGAGGUCAAUUUUCGGUCUUGAAAGGCGUUUAAAAGAUAGGUUUUAA
Molecule: messenger RNA, 339 nt
Organism: Lachancea dasiensis
Lineage: Eukaryota; Fungi; Ascomycota; Saccharomycetes; Saccharomycetales; Saccharomycetaceae
Source: the annotation of a GenBank genome assembly